This is a messenger RNA of Wyeomyia smithii (pitcher-plant mosquito), 2230 nucleotides long. RefSeq names its product exocyst complex component 8 (gene Exo84). Bases 105 to 2147 code for a protein of 680 amino acids. NCBI's taxonomy places the organism in Eukaryota, Metazoa, Arthropoda, Insecta, Diptera, Culicidae. The record is from RefSeq and is a predicted model, not a curated record. Gene Ontology annotation, biological process: exocytosis; Golgi to plasma membrane transport; intracellular protein localization. The transcript is spliced from 7 exons. Gene Ontology annotation, cellular component: exocyst.
ACGUCAUUCUCAUUCUCAUUGGAUUUUGAUUUGAUGCAAGUUUACAACCCGAAAAACACCCACUUCAUCAUAACAAUAUAAAUUUUAACUAUAGAUUUACUAAAAUGCCUGAAUCCAGUGUAACAGUAUUUGAACGAGAUAACUUCAAUGCAGAGAAAUACGUCAAAGAGCUUGUUCAGGAUUGCGUGGGUGGGCCGGAAUUGCAGCAAACGAAAGCUAAAAUACAGAACCACAGCGAUACGGUUUCGUCAACGCUGAAAAAACAUGUCUACGAAAAUUACAUGCAGUUCAUCGAGACCGCUAAAGAAAUCUCCCAUCUGGAAUCGGAAAUGUACCAGCUAUCGCAUAUCCUGAUCGAACAGCGUAACUUGUUGUCCACCUUGAAGGAUGAAUGCAUGCUGGACGAUCAGAAGUACAUCACUGAAGAUCAGAGCAUCGAUCCAAACGUGAACGAGGAACAGCAAAACAAGAAAGCAAUUCAACUGAUAAAGGAGUCGCUUAUUGGUUAUAAGGGUAAUCUCGACGAUAAGGUGUUCAUCUAUGAGGGAAGUCUGAUAGAACUGGACCCCAAUGAUUACAGACCCAUUUGUCGUAUUCAUUUGUUUCUUUUUAAUGAGAUUUUAGUUUUAGCCAAAAUUAAACAUGACAAAAAGUUGGAGUUUUUAACCGAGUACGAUACGAAGAAGAUUGCGGUCAUUAACAUCAAAGACCUGGACGGGGUCAACAAAAAUGCAAUCAACGUGAUCACGAGUGAUGGGGCGCGCAUUUUCCAGUGUGUCAACUCGGCUACCAAACUGGAAUGGAUCAAUAAGUUCGAGGUAGCGAUAAAAUUUCAUCAACUGAAAACGCAUAAAAAAGGACCAGCACCGCAGCCGCCAACAAGUUUAAAAUUUGCCUCUGCCCUGCCACAGCAGCAGCAACAAAAGUCCGUUGACAGCGAGAUGUUAAGCCCAACCGCAUCUGAGAAGAUUUCGAUUGCCGAAAAUCUUGCACCCGAUUGGCUUGCCUCUGCUCCCGAGGAGAUUCAGGCCGAAAUAGCUCAGCGUCACUUCGAGGACAGUUUGGCACUGGUGCAAAAGUGUGAGGAGUAUAUGGUGAAGGAUAGUACAUUCCGGGGUGCGGCAGAAAUCGGAGAGAAAAUUAAAACACUGAAGAAUACUCUUUCUACGGUUUUAAUGCAAGAGUUGUCCAACUCGCAGAGUCGAAGCUUACAGGCAGCACUAAGAUCAAGUCGACGUCCGCUUAAGCUGCUGGUGGAGAUGGGAAAGGCACGAGAGGCAUGUGGUAUUCUGCUUAGGGUUUGCAGUACCGCCAUUCGGACUUCUCAACGGCAAGCUAGGAGGAAUAAUCUGGCUAUUUCGGAGUUGUUCUUUUGUGAUGUGGCCCAAGUAGCAAGCGAAUUUUUACGUGCUUUUAGCAGUAAAGCGUCAUGCACUAGUGCGUUGAUUGUUUGGUGCAACCAAGAGCUGCAAUACUUUGCCUCGCAACUAAUUAAACAUUACCUGACGAAAGACACGCAGCUGGAAAUGGUAGCAAGAGUGGUUGAAGGUGUUCGAAAGCCUUGUUCCAAAUUAACCGACAUAGGACUAGAUCUGUCCUAUCACAUGGAAGGCUUGCUACGAAACACACUCGAGCAACUACUGGAGGAAGCCAAAUUUCGACUUGUGGAUUCGAUCGGCCGAACGGAGGACAUUUGGCAGCCGUACAAUUUGCAAACCAAGACGAACCUUCGAAAUGUUCUCAAGGAGCUCGAUGCCCUCGGACUGGAUAUGAAGUCAUUAGUGACGGGGGACACGUGGAUUAAUCUGACUCAAACUACAGUUAACUUCUGUAGGCAUUUUCUCACCACAACCGAGAGCUGUGCCUAUCUGGCGAAGUACGACUCGCUUAAGGGUGAUGCAGAGGCAUUGCUGAAGGAGUUGUUUUUGGCUCAGCAUGGAAUCAAGCCGCAUGGAAUGAGUGGCGUCGAUCUCAACUUCGUGUACAAGAAUAAAUCGUAUAUGUGUGAAGUACUUCUCCCCAUUGCGAUCGCUCACUUCGAAAAAAUCUCCACUAGACGUCCUGAUCUCCUGACUGAACUACAGUUGCAAUUACGCGGGCCCCCAAAACCAAAGCCACGCAGUGUUUAUAAAACAGAUGUCCUUUAACUCACAUUAUAGACAGUAUGUUAUUUAUUCCAGUUAAUAGUUUAACAUUAAGAAUGAUAAAGCAAGGUUACAUACACUCUCAA